UGUACCUAAUGACACUGGAUAAGACGCCUGUCAAUCAAUUAGAAGGCGUGACCCGGACAGUUGAAGCCGUGAGGUCACUAAUCAUGAAGUGAGUGUACUGGCAGACGUUAUCUAUGAAAUAGACUUUCAAAAACUUCAACGCCAGAAUGACGGACGAAAAUGAACAUAUGAGGCCCCUUUUAUCAACGGGGCAGAGUGAUGAAGCCUUAGUGGAUCAUGGCAAGAGCAGCUUCGCCACAAACACAGACUACACCAAGGAGGAACUAGAGAGCCACCGUGCGGUGUACGUGGGGGUGCACGUGCCCCUGGGGCGGGAGAGCAAGCGUCGCCACCGCCACCGCAGCCACAAGCACCAUCACAAGAAGAAGAAGGACAGAGACUCACGCGACUCAGACCCAGAGACCGGCCGCGAGUCACCCACACACGACACCCCGUCCCAGAGAGUGCAGUUUAUCCUGGGCACGGAGGACGAUGACGUGGAGCACGUUCCCCACGAUCUCUUCACUGAGCUGGACGAGCUCUCCUUCAGAGACGGGGUCGCCACAGACUGGAAGGAGACCGCCAGGUGGCUGAAGUUUGAGGAGGAUGUGGAGGAUGGCGGUGAGCGCUGGAGUAAGCCCUACGUGGCCACCCUCUCUCUGCACAGCCUGUUUGAGCUGCGCUCAUGCAUCCUCAAUGGCACCGUCAUGCUGGACAUGAGAGCCGACAGCAUCGAGGAGAUCGCAGACAUGCUGAUCGACACGAUGGUGGCGUCGGGUCAGCUGGCGUCGGGCCUGCGGGACAAGGUGCGCGAGGCCAUGCUGAAGAAACACCACCACCAGAACGAGCGCAAGCUCAGCAACCGCAUCCCCCUGGUGCGCUCCAUCGCCGACAUAGGCAAGAAACACAAUGACUCUGACCCACACAUGCUCGAGUGCAACGGGGAAGGCUUGUCGGCGUCUCGCCACUCCCUCUUGAAGCCGGGCGUCUCCUCCUCCAAUCUGUCCCAGCCGCAGCAGCAGCAGCAUCAUCGCCGGGAGUCGCGCGUCUCCACGCUCAUCAACCACCUCCUCCCCGGCGGCACGGGCCACACCCCGUCCCCCUCCCCCUCCCCCUCGCCCGCCCCGACCCCGCACAGCUCCCCUCCGUCGUCACGGCGACAGCUCUCCGCUGCUGCCGUUCCCCCGGCGGUGCACGGCCCCACAAACGCCUCCUCCACCUCUCCACAACCCCAGCAGCAGCCGCUGUUCAUCCCGGAGGUGGUGGUGUCGCCCCCUAGCGACGAGCAGGAAGCGGCGCUGCAGGAGGACGAGGAGGAGACGCUGCGCUCCGUUCCACCAAUCAGGGACGAGGAGGCCUCGGACGCCCGGCAGCCCGGCAACCACCACAACAACACCACCACCGCCUCCCUCACCACCAACAGCUCCUCCUCUGCGGCCCGCACGGGGCUGCUGCCCGCUCCUGAAGGAGGAAUGGUACCUGCACCAUCCGUCGGCAGCAACCUGGAUGGAGGGAAAGGCUCCGACCGUAGGAUAUCCAAACAAGGGGUUGACUCCAACUUCAUGAAGAAGAUUCCUCCGGACGCGGAGGCAUCCAACGUGCUGGUGGGGGAGGUGGACUUCCUGGAGAGGCCUAUCAACGCCUUCGUCCGCCUCUCGCCCGCUGUGCUGCUCACCGGCCUCACAGAGGUGCCCGUGCCAACCAGGUUCUUGUUCCUGUUGCUGGGUCCGCAUGGUAAGGGUCCCCAGUAUCAUGAGAUCGGCCGCUCCAUGGCCACCCUGAUGUCAGACGAGAUUUUCCAUGACGUGGCGUACAAGGCGAAGGACCGUGAGGAUCUGCUGGCGGGCAUCGACGAGUUCCUGGACCAGGUGACCGUGCUGCCACCCGGGGAGUGGGACCCCACCAUCAGAAUAGAACCCCCCAAGAACGUGCCAUCACAGACUAAGAGGAAGAGGCCUCCGCAGCCCAACGGCACGGCGUCCGCAUCAGAACACAUCAAGGAGGAGGAGCAUCAGAUCGGCCCUGAACUACAGAGGACCGGACGUAUAUUCGGGGGGCUGGUGAUGGACGUGAAGCGUAAGCUGCCGUUCUACUGGAGUGACAUCCGGGACGCGCUGCAGCUGCAGUGUCUGGCCUCCAUCCUCUUCCUCUACUGCGCAUGCAUGUCCCCCGUCAUCACCUUCGGGGGGCUACUGGGGGAGGCCACCAAGGGGAACAUCAGUGCCAUAGAGUCUCUGUUCGGGGCCUCCAUUACGGGCAUGGCCUACUCCUUGUUUGCCGGCCAGCCCCUCACCAUCCUGGGCAGCACGGGGCCUGUGCUGGUCUUCGAGAAGAUCCUCUUCAAGUUCUGCAAGGACUUCAGCCUGUCCUACCUGUCCCUGCGCACCUGCAUCGGGCUGUGGACGGCCUUCCUGUGUCUGCUGCUGGUGGCCACUGACGCCAGCUCGCUGGUCUGCUACAUCACGCGCUUCACCGAGGAGGCCUUCGCCGCCCUCAUCUGCAUCAUCUUCAUCUACGAGGCCCUGGAGAAGCUCUUCGACCUGGGGGAGCACUUCCCCGUCAACAAGCACAGCCACCUCGACAACCUCACUCUCUCCUCUUGUCACUGUUCGGCCCCGGCUCAGGUGACCAAUGAGACUUUGGCGGUGUGGAAUGAGACGGGCUACUCCGAUUCAGACUCCAUACCCUGGGAGACCUUCAAUGUCCCGACAUGCAAGGCGCUGCACGGUGACUUUGUGGGCUCGGCGUGCGGCCACCACGGGCCCUACAUCCCAGACGUCCUCUUCUGGUCCAUCAUCCUCUUCUUCACCACCUUCUUCCUCUCCUCUUUCCUCAAGCAGUUCAAGGCAGAGAGAUACUUCCCCACCAAGGUGCGCUCCACCAUCAGUGACUUUGCAGUGUUCCUGACCAUCAUGAUCAUGGUGCUGGUGGACUACCUGAUGGGAAUCCCCUCCCCCAAACUACAGGUGCCCGACCGCUUCGAGCCCACGUCUAAGAACCGCGGCUGGCUGAUGGACCCCAUAGGCCCCAACCCCUGGUGGACGGUGCCCAUCGCCAUCUUCCCUGCCCUGCUCUGCACCAUCCUCAUCUUCAUGGACCAGCAGAUUACCGCUGUCAUCGUCAACCGCAAGGAGCACAAGCUCAAGAAAGGCUGUGGGUACCACCUGGACCUCUUCAUCGUGGGGGUGAUGCUGGGCGUGUGCUCCAUCAUGGGGUUGCCGUGGUUCGUGGCUGCCACGGUGCUCAGCAUCACCCACGUCAACAGCCUGAAGGUGGAGUCUGGGUGCUCGGCGCCCGGGGAGCAGCCCAAGUUCCUGGGCAUCCGCGAGCAGCGCAUCACCGGCCUGCUCAUCUUCACCCUCAUGGGGCUCUCCGUCUUCAUGACCUCAGCACUGAAGUUCAUUCCCAUGCCGGUGCUGUAUGGAGUGUUUCUCUACAUGGGCGUCUCCUCUCUGAGAGGCAUUCAGUUCUUCGACCGCAUCAAGUUGUUUGGGAUGCCUGCUAAGCACCAGCCAGACUUGAUCUACCUGCGCUACGUGCCGCUGUGGAAGGUGCACCUCUUCACGCUGGUGCAGCUGACCUGCCUCGUGCUACUCUGGGUCAUCAAGGCAUCGGCUGCUGCUGUGGUCUUCCCCAUGAUGGUGCUGGCGUUGGUGUUCAUCCGUAAGCUGCUGGACUUCUUCUUCAGCAAGCGAGAGCUGAGCUGGCUGGACGACCUGAUGCCGGAGAGCAAGAAGAAGAAGGAGGACGACAAGAAGAAGGAGAAGCAGGAAACACAGUCUAGUGAUCAGGAGGACUUUCCAACAGUGGCAUGUGGAUCUUCAGGGCUUCAGGAGGCCCAGAGGAGGUUGCAGGAGGAGACGAGAGCAGAGGAGACAGGAGGAGGCGCAGCCACCUCAUACGGCACCAGCAACCUGCUCAAGAUCCCUGAACACACACACACCGGCAGCACUGAUGUGUCGGCUGUUAAUAUCACUGAUGAAAUGAACAAAAGCUCAGCAUGGAAAGCGGUGGCCCACACAAACGCCAUCAAGAAGAGCGACAGCCAGGAGAAGGUGGCGUGUGUGAGGAUGAGUGUUGAGCUGGAGAAUAUGGGGGCCGAGACGUCGCUGUGAAGAAGAAGAAGAGGAGGAUGAUGAUGAGAAAGGAAGAGGGGUUGGAAAUGUGGAAAUGAGAAGAGGGGGGGGGGGGUCACUCACUUCUGCCCCCACCUAGAACCCCCCAACCAAGACUCUACUGUGACCCAGCUAGUCCUGAAAUGCCCCCUUCUCCACCCCCAACCCUGUCCUCCUGAAUCGGGUCAAGCCAGGUCUGAGACCCCCCUAAAAUGACCUGCUGGGACCUCCCUCCCUCCCUCACUCACUGCAGCACCACCUAGUGGACAGACUGAUCAAUUGCAGCAGAGACUGCUUGGUGGGUGGCAUGGAGUAUCCUAUAAGUUGCACCACACACACACACAACAGACACACAGCGCACAGACACAUAUACACACCCACACACACACACACACACACACACACACACACACACACACACACAUAUACACACCCACACACACACACACACACAUAUACACAAACAAACACAUUCAGUAAAAAAAAACACGCACAGGCCAUGCAGAGCUUUGCUGCUCUACCACCCCUUCCUCCCUUGAUGCCAAAAGUACAGGAGCCAUGACACACACACACACACACACACACACACACACACACACACACACACACACACACACACACACACACACACACACAAUUUCAUUUUAGAGCAGGAUUUAUAAUUCUGCAUUUAAAAAUAUAUUAAAUAUGAUUGGUUGGUCACUUUGUUCAGUACAAGAGAUGGUGUUAGAGAGUGUGUCUUUGUUUCUGUCUCUGCAGUCUGAGUUGAGUUGACAGGUUUGUGAAUUAUUGGUGUUCUUGCCAUUUUAAAAAAAUGAAAACAUCUUAUCACAGUAGCUUAAAAAAAGAUAUUUAAAAGACACCACAGUCUUUUUUUCAAAGACAAAAGAGAUUUAAAAGACCCCUUGUAGUAUUUUAUUUUAAUUGAACUGCUGUACUGAACGAAGAUUUGAUGACAAGUUACUGUCUGUGUGCUGCUAUGACCUCUGUGUUGAAGUGUGUGCGAAUGCGGAUGCAUGGGUGUGUGUGUUUUCGUGUGUGGGCGUGUGUGCGUGCGUGCGUGUGUGUGUGUGGCCCCCACUGUAAACACUUAUUUAUAGUUCAGGUCUGUAAGGGGGGGAAGAGACACAUGGUAUCCUCUUGAAGUGAAUGUCAUUCAUAUUAAUAUAUUCAAGAGACAAGAUAAUGCCAUUGAAUGUUUACACACGUCUGCCACAUAAAGCAAUAGAAUUGUUCUGAGUGGA
Engraulis encrasicolus (European anchovy) is the source of this 5338-nucleotide messenger RNA. Its product is annotated as sodium bicarbonate cotransporter 3-like. NCBI's taxonomy places the organism in Eukaryota, Metazoa, Chordata, Actinopteri, Clupeiformes, Engraulidae. The transcript is spliced from 27 exons. Gene Ontology annotation, biological process: bicarbonate transport; transmembrane transport; monoatomic anion transport. The coding region runs from base 147 to 4094 and encodes 1315 amino acids. Gene Ontology annotation, molecular function: monoatomic anion transmembrane transporter activity; sodium:bicarbonate symporter activity; solute:inorganic anion antiporter activity. Gene Ontology annotation, cellular component: basolateral plasma membrane; apical plasma membrane; plasma membrane. The record is from RefSeq and is a predicted model, not a curated record.